AUGUCCAACCGCAAAGGAAGCAUUCUCGUGACAGGCGCGAAUGGCGGGUUAGGCUCGGGCAUCGUUUCUCAGAUCAUCUCGAGUGAGCUCAGUGCAUACCAUGGCUUGUAUGCCGUUCGAGAUGCCGCAUCUGCCACAAGGCUCAAAUCUGUCCUUGCGCAAGCCUCUUCGCAUUCCUUUGAAAUCUUGUCCUUGGAGUUAUCGCUCAUUUCCGAUGUCCGCAAGGUGUCAGAUACUAUCAAUUCCCGCAUAGCGACUGGCGAGAUCCCCCCUAUCCGGGCCUCAAUUCUCACCGCAGGCUUCCACGACAUGGGAGAGGAGAGCCUGACUGCAGAAGGGUUUGACACGAGUUUCACUUCGAACUAUCUAGGUCAUUGGCUACUCACCUUGAAGCUUCUUCAAAGCGUGGAUAAAGCAAGCGGCCGGAUCGUCAUUGUUGGCAGUAACAGUUACGAUGUCAAUCAUCCAGUGCAUAAGAUAGACGGGUACUAUAACGAAGACAAGUGGAAGAUCUUUUUCCGACAAGAUAACAUUGACGAUGUUGCGAAAGGAACCUGGAGUAGCAACCAGGCAAACGAACUCCCACGGUUGGCUGGAACUCGGCGCUACGGUGUUGCGAAGAUGUGCGCUGUAAUGACGGUUGGAGAGCUUCAACGCCGAAUCGAUUCCGACCCGCUACUCAGCAAUAUCUCUAUCGUCGGAAUUGAGCCAGGUUCGAUGGGCACGGAUCUUGUCCGACGCGGUGCUUGGUUUGCACGCGUGAUUCUGUUUCCUGUCAUCAUACCCUUGCUUGCGCCACUUCUGACCUGGUACCACCCAAAUGGUCCCAUCCGAACCAUCACAAAGUCAAGUGCCGAUGUGAUCAGAGCCGCUUUCGAUGCGAACCCAGACCUUCGAGGCAAAUAUCUGAACGGAUCGGAGUUGGAGGAUGUAGUGGCAGAGGCUGCAGAUUCCAAGAAACGGGCCAUGGUACCUGAUCAGGCAUCUGCGCAGCCCCAGCCCCAGCCCCAACCACAGCCAGCCUGCCCUGUUAAUCACGCCAAAGUCAGAUCCACAUCUUCCAAAUCUGCCACGUUGCUCGCGUCCCUCGACGCGACAAAGCGACCAUGGACGACGAGCAUGAACGCCAGCGACGAGACCUGGACCGCGCCACCAGGCUCCUCAAGACGAUGCCACGAGAGGACAUGGUGGAGAUGCUCCUCGACAUCUUGUCCAACGAGCGCUCCGAGGACACCCGCAAGCUGUCCGACUAUGGCAUUCCAGAUCAUCCUCCAUGACGACACUCGACACAUGCGUGAGCUGCUGGCGCAGCUUGGCAAGGGUGGGCGGAAUCGCCAGUGGUCCCAGACCUCCCAGACUUCGAGUGCCAGCUGCCAGUGCCCUACACUUGCAGGCCAAGACUCCAGACAACAGUAUCAUGCUCUCGAAGGAGCCUCAAGCUCUACUGACUCCUUCUCAACCUCGGGGCACAAGAAUCUCGCAGAACUGUACGCAAGAUAUGACAAGAUUCGAGAAUAUUGGUGCGAAGACGAUGAGGCGACUGUUCACGGUUCGGAUGUGUCAGAAAGAGAUGAAUCUCCAAACCGUGACUGGUUGGAGAAGAUGAAGUGCGUGCACUGCAAGCUGUACUUCACCCAUGAGCAAAAUGUGCGGGAUCUCGACAACGGCUCGAGCCCUUGUUCAUAUCACCCAGGUAAGACGUUCUACCCACACGAAAGAACCAAACCACUGGAACCCCAGACAAUAAUACCUCCACAGGCCGAGUCAAAUGGACAAGUGAGGGCACUGACAGCCUGUUCUGGACUUGCUGCCGUCGUGAGAUACCCUGGGAUGACUGUUCGUCUAACCUUAAAAAAGCACCAGGCUGCGUGAGUAGCUACCACAUGAAUUUGAGGGAGUUUCGAUGUUGUGUUUGUGACCAACUCGUCACGGAAGAGGAGAACUGUUAUCAACUGGACGGCUCCCCACCUUGUUCGUACCACCCAGGUGCUGCAGUACCUGAUGCACGGGUUGGCGAGGUCUGGACUUGCUGCAUGGCAACAGCGCAUUCUAAAGGUCUACGAUGGGACUGGAAGUGGGACUCAAGGUCACCGGGUUGUACAGCACUAUAUCACAUGUGCGGGGGGUAGUUCUAUAUCAGGAGGGACGAACAGCUGGGAAUGCCCCUUUUCCCAUGAGUGAGAGCUACAUGUUCCAUCUUUGCCUUCAUCUUGAUGUAUGGUCGGGAAAUGGUUGUGUUAUGGAGCUGGGGAAACUCCCGAGGUCUGGCCUUUCGAAAAGUUUGAAAUUCGUGCUUGUGUAGAAAGU
Diaporthe batatas is the source of this 2307-nucleotide messenger RNA. RefSeq lists its product as uncharacterized. The transcript is spliced from 8 exons. Bases 1 to 1872 code for a protein of 623 amino acids. The record is from RefSeq and is a predicted model, not a curated record. NCBI's taxonomy places the organism in Eukaryota, Fungi, Ascomycota, Sordariomycetes, Diaporthales, Diaporthaceae.